AUGAGUAAGAAGAAUCGGGUGUCCUAUGUUAAGCCUGCAGAGCCCUCCUUCCUGACAAAGUUUAAGAAAGAUGUUGGCUACACGGAGGGUCCAACUGUAGAUACUAAGCGGCAGGACCUUCCUACUGUAGCAGAUGACAGUGAUGGCAGUGACAAGGAGGAUGAACAGCCACAAGUUGUAGUGCUUAAGAAAGGUGACCUUUCAGAAGAUGAGGUUAUGAAAAUUAAACAACAAAUUAAAGAAAAUUCAAAAGGUUAUCAUGUAGAUGAUGAUCCAGUCCCUGCUGAUGGAAAGAUCCUGUUCAGAAAGCCAGUUAAACGCACCACUGAUAGCAAAUUUUCAGGUAUAAAUGCAACUUCAAGCAAGAAGAAGAAGCCGGAAGAAAACCAGGAAUCAUCCAGCAAAUCCAGCCAGAAACAAGUUCGAAAUAGCAGUUUGCUGUCUUUUGAUGAGGAAGAUGAAGAUUAG
This is a messenger RNA of Staurois parvus, 468 nucleotides long. The record is from the annotation of a GenBank genome assembly. NCBI's taxonomy places the organism in Eukaryota, Metazoa, Chordata, Amphibia, Anura, Ranidae.